Exophiala oligosperma is the source of this 1199-nucleotide messenger RNA. RefSeq lists its product as uncharacterized. The transcript has 2 exons. The record is from RefSeq and is a predicted model, not a curated record. NCBI's taxonomy places the organism in Eukaryota, Fungi, Ascomycota, Eurotiomycetes, Chaetothyriales, Herpotrichiellaceae. The coding region runs from base 471 to 770 and encodes 99 amino acids.
CAAAGCCACUUCCCUGCAUGUUCCCUCUUCGCUGUACUCGUACUCCCGUGUGGUGUGUUGAGUGAUUGAAGGAGUGUGACUGAACUGACGUACCAGCCACAAACCCCCCCCAAGGGCUUGUCAUUCCUGUCUACCACAUGCUCCUCUCCCUCUCCUCCUCCUCCUGGCACUGAAAAUGUCCACAUGAUGCCAUCAUGCCCCCUUCUUUCCCUUUUGCCGCUUCUCGUUGAAUAGAAAAGAAAAAUUCUACAUUCCCCUCGAGGUUACCUUGUCUGUAUUGUAUACGAACUCGCUCUACUCUACUCGUACUCUUACAACAGAUACACUUGGGGGAAUUUGUUCCAUUCCUCCCUCGAAGCACACUGUCACAGUAUAUAUUGUCGAUCGAGCUACCCGUCUCCCCUCCCCGCCCGACUCCAUCUCCCAUACAUCCCCCAAACCGUCGCACUGUAUCCCCAAGGUGGUCAAUCAUGGAAGGUGCAAAGAAUUGGUACAACAAACAAUACGAGAAUUGGGUACCAUGGGUAGAAGAUAAGGUCUUGGGAUGGUGGGGUGAAAACAAGACCAGUUACGUCGCAAAAGACAAACUGGGUCAAACCAAGAUCACCGGCGACCAAAACGUCGACGCCGUUCAGGAUGGCGUCAACGAGGGAGUCGGGGGUCAACUGGGUAAAGGCGGUGUCCUGGAGGGAGUGGGAAACUUGACUUCCAAGGAGGUCUUGACCAGGUCGGAACGUCAAGGCAAAAAUGACAAGGGAGGAUAUAUUUGAAAGGGAAAUCUCUCCGGUCGAGUCGAGAACUCGCGGAACAGAAUCGAACAAUCUCAACACGGCGUACGAGUAACGGAAGUCACGAGUUGCGCGCCAUAUCUCCCUCGAUGUUUUUUAGUUUGUAGACCGGACACGAUGGGUGACGUUUGUACUUGUUCGUGAGGUAAAUGGUGGACGGGAUUUGUGAGCAUACCAAAACACACCGCCCGAUUGGUGAUACAAAACCCUCCAGGAGGGAGUACUCUGUCAGGAUUGGUGGCUUUUUUAUUUGUGACUGUUGUCGUUUUGACAAUGUCAUCGCGUUACUAUGUAUUGACUUGAUGAUUUGGUUGCCGCGAGACAAAACCAUGAGGACGAAAAUAGUCUAGAUAGUGGUCCACGAUGAUAGCUACGAACUUAUUGACGCUGGAGGUAGUUCCAGUAUUACUA